This is a messenger RNA of Striga asiatica, 465 nucleotides long. NCBI's taxonomy places the organism in Eukaryota, Viridiplantae, Streptophyta, Magnoliopsida, Lamiales, Orobanchaceae. The record is from the annotation of a GenBank genome assembly.
AUGAUUAAAACCCAUAGAAUCACAAUUGGUAGCAAUCUUCUUGGGUUGGCCAUUACCUCCGAUCUAGUUGCUUUUGGUAACCAGGUGACUGAGAAAGAAGCCGACUUCAUGCUCUUUUAUCAGAUUAAUUCGGUUCACGAAAAGCUCGGGUCUUCGGCUUGCUUUCAGCUCUCGGUUUACUCGUGGGUGGCGUUCGAUGGAUGCUGGCGUCUCGCGGCUGGGGCGCGUGUCACGUGGCUUCUGGCGUCAGCUCGUGUGGAGCUGCUGGUUGGGACGCGCAAAGAGAGAGAGCAACACGCGGGGAUUGGCGAUGAGAAGGCCCGGUGGAAAUCGCACGCAAAGAAAGAAGGGCUCACCGGUGAUGAUGAAGAGACGCGGCGUCGCUGUUGGGGUCGUCGGCGCGUGACUGAGGGCAGCGACGGUGAUCUCGCGAGGGAGAAGGGAUCGCAGGAAGUUGUUGUGUGA